Messenger RNA from Triplophysa dalaica, 1369 nucleotides. It is a transcript of the gene polr3f, whose product is annotated as polymerase (RNA) III (DNA directed) polypeptide F. Bases 153 to 1097 code for a protein of 314 amino acids. Gene Ontology annotation, cellular component: RNA polymerase III complex. Gene Ontology annotation, biological process: transcription by RNA polymerase III. The record is from RefSeq and is a predicted model, not a curated record. The transcript is spliced from 9 exons. Lineage: Eukaryota; Metazoa; Chordata; Actinopteri; Cypriniformes; Nemacheilidae.
CGGAAGCUCCUUGCGGUUGCAGGACCCCUAGUGCACGCUGAAAUGUUGACACUGCGUUGCUUGAAUCUUUAUUUCUAAAUGGAUAUUUAAAUGUACAGCAUUGUCAGCAUUCUCCUCACUUUAAUCAAAAAGUCAUUUAUUUCACAUGAACAAUGACUGAAGUUAAAGUAAAAAAAGAGUCAACAGAUCCGGUUGAUAUCGAGAACAGGAUAAAAGAGCUUUGUCAGCAGUUUCCACAUGGGAUCACUGACCAGGUCAUUCAGAAUGACAUGCCACACGUGGAGGCGAAGCAGCGAGCCUCUGCCAUCAACAGACUGCUGUCUGUGGGGCAGUUAGACCUUCUCAGAAGCACCAAUGGCCUGUUAUACAGACUCAAAGAUGGACAAUCUGCCAGCAAAGUAAAAGGCUCUGAUAAUCAAGAAAAAUUAGUUUACCAGAUCAUAGAGGAUGCUGGGAAUAAAGGAAUCUGGAGCCGAGACAUAAGGUAUAAGAGUAACCUCCCCCUGACAGAAAUCAACAAAAUCCUUAAGAAUCUUGAGAGUAAGAAACUCAUCAAAGCAGUAAAAUCUGUUGCGGCCUCUAAAAAGAAGGUGUACAUGCUGUAUAACCUGCAGCCCGACCGCUCUGUAACAGGAGGGGCAUGGUACAGCGAUCAGGAUUUUGAGUCGGAGUUUGUGGAGGUGCUGAACCAGCAGUGCUUCAAAUUCCUGCAGAGUAAGGCAGAAGCAGCAAAAGACAGUAAGCAGAGCCCCAUGGUGCAGAGAAACAGCUCAUUUGCUACAUCUCAUGAAGUCUGGAAGUACAUCUGUGAGCUUGGCAUCAGCAAAGUGGAUCUGUCCAUGGAGGACAUUGAGACCAUCUUAAACACACUGAUCUUUGAUGGGAAGGUGGAAAUGACUAUAAUCGCUGCUAAGGAGGGGACAGUAGGAUGCGUCGAUGGACAGAUGAAACUCUACAGAGGGGUGAACCCCAUCAUUCAACCCACUGGCCUGGUCAAAACGCCAUGUGGACUGUGUCCGGUGUUCAAUGACUGCCAUGAAGGGGGCGAGAUCUCUCCAUCUAACUGCGUUUACAUGGCUGAGUGGCUGGACUUCUGAUCCGCCAAUCGGAUGUCUGUUUUUCUCUGUGGAGAAAGUGUAAUUUUCAUGCACGAUUCGAUGCAACCGUGUAUAUCUUUUUAUUUAUAUUUAACAAUUAUAGCUUUAAUAACCCAAGCAGAACUACAUUGACUGAACAUGAAGCGGCAUCCAUCUGGUCUUAACUGAUGUUUUGCAUCAUAGAAAGACUGUGAUUUUUCUUUUUUUCCCCACAUAGAUUAUUUUGUCUGACCUUUACAUCUAUCCAUGAAUAAAAAGUUCAUUUUUGUUGA